Anoplopoma fimbria (sablefish) is the source of this 1728-nucleotide messenger RNA. Its product is annotated as BPTI/Kunitz domain-containing protein. The record is from RefSeq and is a predicted model, not a curated record. Gene Ontology annotation, molecular function: serine-type endopeptidase inhibitor activity. Bases 30 to 680 code for a protein of 216 amino acids. NCBI's taxonomy places the organism in Eukaryota, Metazoa, Chordata, Actinopteri, Perciformes, Anoplopomatidae. The transcript is spliced from 6 exons.
GUAAAGACAGAACAAAGACAAGCAGCAAGAUGAAGCACCUGUUGUUUUUGGGGAUUGCAUUUUCUGCAUUCUACAUCAGCCAUUCAAAUCCUCCAGAGUUCUGUGCAUUGGGCUCUGAUGAAGGUGAAGGUUCAAGCUUCACCUUUGCUUUGUUUUAUGACCACGUCAAAGAUCAGUGCAAUCCUUUCAUAUACAAAGGCCAAGGAGGAAACGCCAACCGUUUUCAGAAUGAAAGAGAGUGCAUAAGAAACUGUUCCGUCAAUGCAGAUAAAAUCUACCCCAUGGAUGUGUCCCAAGCUUGCCACUUUAAAAAGGCCAUGGGUGAAUGCAGUGCUAAGUUAUUGAGAUACUACUACGAUUCUGUUCAUCACAAAUGCAAAAAAUUCCUCUGGUCUGGAUGCAUCGGAAACGGAAACAGGUUUACUGACCAAGGGAUCUGCAACACCACCUGUUCUGGUAUCCAUGAUGUUGGUGACGAAGAGGAGGAAGCGGAGCCAGACACUCCUAUUGCCAUCAUCUGUGGAGUUCUGCUUGCUGCCAUUAUUGCCAGCAUCUUCAUAACUGUGAUUGUCUUGACCAUUCAGUCAAAGAAAAAGAACCCCAAAAAGAAGGCACAGGGGAAAAGUGAAGAGCCCCAGUCUGCCUCACCUCUUCAGGAAAGGGGGAUGGAAAUGGCAUAAAUCAUGUCACCUUGAUGGCAACAUUUAUCCGUUUGGUUAUGUAUUAUAACUCUACAAGUCUUGAUACCAAACAUAACUGAUAACAACAUUUAAGUUCAAUUUAGAUUUUUUUACUGACAUUUAAUGCCAUUACAAUUUUGUUCUAUUUCAUGCUUUGUUUCACCUACAACGUGUGCAAAGUGAUGUUUCUUAUUUUGUGUUAUUUCCUGGGAACUAUAAACUGUACUUUAAUUUAGCAAUUUCAAUAAAUCUGAUUAGUCAAACCACAGCUGCAACAAUUAGUCAAUUAAUUGAUCAGUUAAUUCAACUGAAACCAUUUUAAUAAUGUAUUAAUCAUUGAGAUCAUUUUUCCAGGAAGAAUGUCAACAGUUUCCUUUGUUCCAGCUUUUCAGUUGUGAGGUUUUUCUGAUUUGCCUUAUGUGAUUGUAGAUAGAAUUUAUUUGGGUUGGCCGGACAAAACGAUUUAGGACAUUUCUUACAAAUCUUCUAGACCAAAUGAUUAAUUGAGAAGCAGUGGGCACAUCAGUUAUUAAUUAAAUUCAUUGUUAACUGCUGCCCUGAACAAAUACACCCAUCAUUUAAGUUUUGAGAAAUAUUUCCAUUAGAAGUAAGUCUGUUUCAUUGUUUAAGACGAACACUUAAGAAUAAACAGGAGCAGAACUUCAUCAUUCCUAGUUCAGGUGCUCGUCUUCAAAAUUACAUAAGAUGCUUUCUAACAAUGGGGUCUUGUAAGCAUUUUCAAUGUUUCCAAAAUAUAACUGCAUCAUCACCUGGCUCAAAGAUUUGCUGAAAACUAUUUGAAGUCUUCUGAAGGCACGUGCCAAUUGUAAACCCAACACAUAUAAUUAGAGGUGUUUUUGUGAAGUGCAUGCCCACUGCACACUUUGUUAUUAUACUUUCCUGCUCAGCAUUUGUGAAUCUUUUGUUUUAGGCUGUAAACAUCUCAACAUAAUAAUGUCAAAAACAACCUGUCACUUUUUCCUUAAAUGUGUGGCUGUUAUAUCAAAUGUUCAUGCGCAUGCCUUGUAUUUGGAAUAUAAAAGCACAU